UGUGCAUGGAACGACAAACCCAGUCCAAUCCCCUGCUGUACUUAUACAUCCUGUAACUCACUACUGCACCAGUGACUCACAAUAUGAAAGAUAAGCCCUGUACGCUCACUCUUGAGGACGGCACACGCUACGACCUCACCCAACUUGCCUCUGCCAAAGCCGACUAUGUCACGAAUGUCGGAGAUAUAACUUAUGUUUUCAAUGUUUGCCGCCGAGUAGUGAGCGAGGUGUACAGGAUAGAGGAACCUGAAAAUGUUGGGGCAUUCAUGAGGGAUGGUUAUGCCGAUUUCUCAUUGGGAGAAGUGAAUACGACCUUGACACUGUCUCCAAUGACAGAUGACCCCAUGAUCAUCAUGACGGAUGGAUCGAUAUGCCCUGGCAAUCCUGGACAAACGGCUUCCACUGCUAUACGAUUCGUAUGUAGUCAAUCCGACUUUAACGCCGAUAAACCAAUCUUUAUCACCAGCCUUCCUCCACAAGAUCCAUGUCAGUUCUAUUUCGAGUGGAACACGCAUCUGGCCUGUCGUCCCGGUCGUAAAAGUCCCACCAGGCCUACCUUUCCCAAAGGCGAAUUGGACACUCACCACUAUUAUUUUGCUUUUGCUGUUUUUCUUGUCAUCGUCCUCUUAACAUGGUUUGGGGGUCUUACGUUGUAUAACCGCUUGUACCUCAAACGCCGCGGCCUUUCCCAAUUCCCACUCCCGACUUUCGACUACCAAUCUAUCAGCAUUCCGUCAAGGAAUUCAAACGAGCAACCUGGACCGAACUGGGAUCCAUCGCGACGUCGAUCUAAUCGAUCAGGAGGUUAUGGCCAUGUUCGGGCCGAGGGACAUGAUGGGGAAGAAAGGUUUGCGGCGAGGUAUAGUUUGGAGGAAGAACGCGAUUGAAGGCGCAAGCAAGGACUUUUUCUUGGCCGCCUCCUGAUCAGGCGCGCUGAUUAUAAUAGCUACAGUUAGGCAUAUAUGUACCCCUAAAUACUCGGUUGUCUGUUCAAGUAAUAUAUAACAAGCAUCGCUCGAAAUGUAUUGUAUG
Cryptococcus deneoformans JEC21 is the source of this 1032-nucleotide messenger RNA. RefSeq lists its product as hypothetical. Gene Ontology annotation, molecular function: signaling receptor activity; D-mannose binding. The transcript has 4 exons. Gene Ontology annotation, biological process: lysosomal transport. The record is from RefSeq and is a predicted model, not a curated record. NCBI's taxonomy places the organism in Eukaryota, Fungi, Basidiomycota, Tremellomycetes, Tremellales, Cryptococcaceae. The coding region runs from base 84 to 887 and encodes 267 amino acids.